AUGAAUUCCACGCGAGCCCCGAACCACCCCGUGACCUACUCAAGUCACUUCGAACCGUUGGCCAAGGUCUCCCACGUCAGCGUCACCAACGGUCAUCAAUUGGGAAAAUUUAAAGCUCCAGGGAUGAAUACGUCUUUGCCCGGACCAGGAGACUCCAAAAAAAAACUGACAAAGUUUUCUCCAAAGGUGGCAGGCAAAGGCGAUGCUCCCAACAAAUUACCUUUAGCUGGCACAUCAAAAGCCGCAAAUCAAUCCGUCUUCUCUAAGUUGGUCAAAACUUCCCUCGGCAUCAGGCAAGACACAAUCACGACCCCAACCAAGGGAAAGCAGAAAGCCGUUGAGCCCUUGGACGACAAAGAGGAGCAAUUGUUUGACAAUGGGAUUGACAACGAGGUCAAUCAAGACGAUGAGCCAAACAACGCACCCAAGACCCCACCCAAACGGGGCCGUCCUUGCAAAUCAAUUAUCCAAGAAGCCGCAAAACGCAUGAAGAAGUUUUAA
This is a messenger RNA of Puccinia triticina, 501 nucleotides long. RefSeq lists its product as uncharacterized. The transcript is spliced from 3 exons. NCBI's taxonomy places the organism in Eukaryota, Fungi, Basidiomycota, Pucciniomycetes, Pucciniales, Pucciniaceae. The record is from RefSeq and is a predicted model, not a curated record. Bases 1 to 501 code for a protein of 166 amino acids.